Molecule: messenger RNA, 3652 nt
Organism: Neofelis nebulosa (Clouded leopard)
Lineage: Eukaryota; Metazoa; Chordata; Mammalia; Carnivora; Felidae
Gene: ANKRD6
Product: ankyrin repeat domain 6
Exons: 15
Coding region: 144-2402 (752 amino acids)
Molecular function (GO): protein binding
Source: RefSeq, a predicted model, not a curated record
CAUGGCCGGACCCCCCUUCAUCUUGCUGCCAAUAAGGGCCAUCUUUCUGUGGUCCAGAUCUUGCUGAAGGCUGGCUGUGACCUUGAUGUUCAGGAUGAUAUACGUUCCUUAUGUCACGGUAAGGACUGAGAAUUAGUUGAAGAAUGACCUCCAGUGGCCUGGAGUGGGAUUAUUAUGAAUUUCAACCUGUGGAAACCAGUUCUUUAGAAUAUGCAACUCCAGGAGAAAAUUCCCCUUGGCUUCCUGCCAAUCCUGUCAACACACAUUGGAGCUCUAAUGCCAUCUCUGAUUGGUCAAUGAGCAACCACACGGCCCCUACCUCAGAAAUAGCCCAGGACCCUGUGGCCAUGAUAAAAGCCAUGAAGGAAGAAAAAAAUAAGAAAAAACAGAGAAGAAAGGCUAGGAAGAACCCUAGAAGAUCAGAGAGAGAACAAGAGGGGGAUCAGACCGCCUUGCACCGGGCCACAGUGGUGGGGAACACGGAAGUCAUCGCGGCGCUCAUCCAGGAGGGCUGUGCUCUGGACCGCCAAGACAAGGAUGGGAAUACAGCCCUACACGAAGCGUCCUGGCACGGUUUUAGCCAGUCAGCCAAAUUGCUCGUUAAAGCAGGAGCCAACGUGCUUGCCAAGAACAAGGCGGGGAACACGGCUCUGCACCUGGCCUGCCAGAACAGCCACUCCCAGAGUACACGAGUCCUCCUGCUGGGCGGGUCCCGAGCCGACCUCAAAAAUAACGCAGGCGAUACCUGUUUGCACGUUGCUGCACGCUAUAAUCACUUGUCCAUCAUUAAGCUCCUCCUCAGUGCUUUCUGUUCUGUCCAUGAAAAGAACCAGGCCGGAGACACAGCACUUCAUGUUGCUGCUGCCCUAAAUCACAAGAAGGUGGUUAAAAUCUUACUGGAAGCUGGAGCAGAUGGAACCAUUGUUAAUAAUGCAGGCCAGACUCCACUGGAGACUGCCCGCUACCACAAUAAUCCGGAAGUUGCUCUUCUCCUCACUAAAGCUCCCCAGGUCUUGCGCUUCAGUCGUGGGCGAAGCCUGAGGAAAAAGAGAGAGAGGCUCAAGGAAGAGAGGAGAGCUCAGUCUGUGCCAAGAGAUGAGGUGGCACAAAGCAAGGGAAGUGUCUCCGCAGGAGACACCCCCAGCAGUGAACAGGCUGCACCCAGAAAAGAAGAGGCCAGAGAAGAUGUCCUGUCUGCCUCCCCAGAGCCCAAGGCGAAGGACAACAGGCAGAGAAAGUCAAGGCCCAAGGCGUCAGCAUUUUCUGACCCCACUCCACCAGCAGACCAACAGCCUGGACACCAGAAGAACUUGCAUGCUCACAGUCACCCUAAAAAGAAGCCCAGGCACCGAUGUUCACCGCCACCCCCUCCCCAUGAGUUCAGAGCAUACCAGCUCUACACGCUGUACCGGGGCAAGGACGGGAAGGUGAUGCAGGCACCAAUAAAUGGUUGUAGAUGUGAACCCCUAAUCAACAAGCUGGAGAACCAGUUGGAGGCAGCUGUGGAGGAGAUCCGAGCAGAGCUGGGUUCGGUUCAGGAUAAAAUGAACACAAAGCUGGGGCAUAUGGACAACAAAACCCAGCACCAGAUGCGUGUUCUGGACAAGCUGAUGGUUGAGCGGCUGUCAGCAGAGAGAACAGAGUGCCUGAACCGCCUGCAACAGCACUCAGAUACAGAGAAGCAUGAGGGGGAGAGACGACAGAUGUCAUUGGUUGACGAAUUAAAAACCUGGUGCAUGUUAAAGAUUCAGAAUCUGGAGCUGAAACUUUCUGGAGAUUCUAGGGCCUCUAGGACCAAAUCCACACCAUCUACUUGCGAGUCGUCUACAGGCGUGGAUCAGUCCGUGGCCACUGCAGGUCUGGUACCGGCUUCUGACAGUUCUCCUCAGGUGGUUAGGCCCAAGGAAAAGGCCUUCAACUCCACUGCUACGCACAGACUACAGCAGGAGCUGUCUUCCUCAGACUGUACCGCGUCCCGACUGAGGAAUGUCAAGGUCCAGACAGCCUUGCUACCCUUGAAAGAGGCAGCCAAGUGUGAUCAGCAGGCUGGGCCCUGUGUUGACAGAGGCACCCAAACCAAGAAGUCUGGGAAAAGUGGGCAGACGAGGCAUCGGCCCCAGCACCCGGCACCCGGCACCGCCGGUGGGCAGCCGCCCCCGGCAGCGGGCAGUGAGCAGACUGCCUCUCACGUUCGAGACACCUCCCAGGCUCUGGAGAUUACCCAGUAUUUUUUUGAGGCUGUUUCUACCCAGAUGGAAAAGUGGUAUGAGAGGAAGAUUGAAGAAGCACGAAGCCAAGCCAGUCAGAAAGCCCAGCAAGACAAGGCCACCCUGAAGGAACAUAUUAAAAGUUUAGAAGAAGAACUUGCUAAACUAAGGACUAAAGUGCAGAAGGAAAAUUAGAAUCUGGGAAGUGGCCUGAGAAGGGAUUCUUGAUGAUUUCUGCUUUUGCAUCUAUAGAACAGCUGUGCCCAAGAUGUCCAUUCUUGUGCACGUAGCAGACUUGCCUUUAAAAACAAAAAGUCAAAUUGCUGAAAUGUGCCAGGCACACGCUUUCCUGCGCCCUGAAGUUAUGAAACUUCAACAGUGACCACCAAAGCCAGGGGAAGCUUGCUUUGUGUUAGGUUUCAUUACAAACUUAAAACCUCGGUCUGGGUUCAUCUGAGGUUCAAAAGCUCAGAUUAAGUGAGCCACGCUAAGAAACGGAAAGAUGUGUAAAGCCUAAAGCCUAAAAUUCAGGAUGUGUGAAAUAACAUAAAUCAAAAGGAAGAAAAAUUAAUCCGUUGUGAACUUUAGUCAUUCAUGUGAGCACUCCUGUGGUGCCCAGAUGAGAGCAUCUUUCUGUACGAGCUAUGGCUGAGAUGUGCUGAAUCCUCUCUUGAAUUCCUAAUUCUUAAAGUGCUGACCUUUUAACCAGAUGAAAACUUACCAAACUGAUUUUGAGGAGAAAAAGAUUUUCAUGAUGUCACUAGAUCCAAUAUAUGUUAAAAUAUUUUGCAGUCAGAGGGUAUUUAAAUGAUGAGUAAUUGGCUACUAGCACUGGGAAUAUUUGUUAAUAAACUCAAAUGAGAAAGGUUCAAAUCAUUUGGUCAUGAUUUCUGUAUUUUCAGUCAAAAUACAGAAACACUACAGUUGAUUAAUCCUACCAAUUUUAAAGCAGAUUAAUGGAAAAGCAUUCACCUAACAAUUACCUGAAACUUCUAUAAGCUAUCCAUAAUCAAACCCAGUUAACCAAGAGUACCUUUCUAAAUUUGAGCUUCUCAGUCUACAUUUUAUAAAGAAAUAAGGCUAUUUCUUAAAAGUAUUUCACUUCUAAUUGUAUACGGUCAUUGAUGAACCUCAGAAGUUACCCACUGCUUUGCAGUCUUUAUGUCAAGGUAAAAAUUGUCAACUCAGUCUAGACCCCACAAUUCCCCAUCUUGUGAAGCCCCAAGGAUUUUCCUCUCCUCCUGGAGUAUAUAAGUUGUAAAAGUAGCUUGGAUAUGUUGAAACUUUGGAUUUAGUUAUCUUUUAAGCUUCUUGCCCCUUGGUAUGUGGAAUUAUAUUCAUCUCCUCAAAAUUCCAUGUAUGCAAAGAAAUGUCAAUUCUAUUUCCAUUAACCCCAGAACUGAGAAACUGUUGUCUCUAAGUUUGAAUAAAAUGUUGCUCACUGA